AUGACUUCGUCCAGCGCCGGGCACGACGGCCUCCGCGACCACAACCACCACAACCACCACAACCACCAGAACCACGAUGCCCAUCCCGAAGUCGAAGCUCAAGCAAACGCCCCGGCUGCGGUCGCCACAGCCCCUGCAGCUGCCAUGGCCCCUCUGGCAGUGACAGCCGCGGCGCAGCAGGAAGCAGCGCCGCCCGACAGGCCAGAAGCUGCCGCCGUCUCGAUGGAGACCGAAGCCGCGCAAGAGCCGGCGCAAGAGCCUGGGACUUUACAGGUAGAAGUACCUGCGACGGUGGUGGAACAGAAAACAUUGUCCGAUGCGCAGCCCAACUCCAAGGGCGGUGACGUCCCCGUUCCAGUUGCGGCUGUUGCUGCCGAGGCUGCUCCUCCUCCAACAACAUCAUCGCCUUCAUCAAAUUCCGCUCCGGCGCAACAGCAAACGGCCGCGACCACCUCUGCUCCUCCAGCCGCUACGGAGGCUUCGGCAGGCUCAUCUUCCGCAAAUCCCACCACCACCCAGUUUUCAACUUCACAGCCACCUUCCAAACCUGACGCAAGUGCCGAGACCGACAACACAACCCAACAUCUGCCCGCUUCAUCAACAGCAAACGCCUCUGGCGAAUCUGGCGAAUCAAGAGACAAGCCUGCAUCUGGAGAUAUCAAGACGGAGGAUGUUACGAUGAUGGAUGCUCCUGAUUUCCAACCCUCAACGCCCUACGCACCACAGGCCCCCAUAGACCAUCGACAUGCGUACAUGAUGAUGGCUCUGGCUUCCAUGUCUGCGGCACCGCCCGCCAUGUCACCACCACCAACUGUAACCCCAUCACAAGUGACUCUACCUAACAUAAUGGGAGACGGGUAUUUUGGCAUGGGUUCGGCCAAUAACAACAACCUGCGACAGCCCGGGCCUGGCACAGACAUGGGCCUCGAGUCGUUUGCUCGUGUUGAGUUUGCCGACAGUGUCUUCCAGAUGACCACCUACGCCGUCAUUAUUGGUCGAGAUCAGCGAGCUCUGGAACAAGCCAGGCGUGACGAAAAACGUGCUGAUGAUUAUAAACGGCGAACUGAGGAGAAUGCCAGCAAAGGGCUUCCGCCGCCAUCUCCCAUUGUCCAGGACCGCCACAAGUUUAGUAAAUCAUAUGUCAGCGAGGAGGGCGGCAUGCUGGGUCCCGAAUCAGAUAGCGAAGAAAACGGACGUCCGACAAAACGGCGCAAGACCAGUACUACAGGAUCGUCCCAUGAAGAAGUUGAAAAUUCCCAAGAUAACGUUAUAUCAAAUCGCCAAUACGUCUCUCAUACCCCUGGGGCAGCUGCUGUCGACCUAACCUCGUUGAGGCCAUCUCCUUGGCACGUUCCCUUCAUUGGUAUUCACUCCCCUGGUCCGAAUAUCGCAAGCAAGACCAAGGCCAUUUCCCGGGAACAUCUCAAGAUUGCGUAUAAUCAAGCCGAGGGUGUAUUCGAGGCCAUUCCUUUGCACAAGAAUGGCUUUUUCUGCGAAGAUGUGCAUUACAAGAGCGAAAAGGUUGUGCUGAGGUGUGGCGACCGAUUACAGAUCAAGGACAUUGACUUCAGAUUUAUUAUUAAUGGAGUCGAAAAGGGGCGAACGGGCGCAGAAGAGUAUCAAGAAGAAGACGCUGCUAAGAAACGGCAUUCCCAUGGUGGAAAGAGCAUGAGCUUCGACUUUGAACAGUCUCACGGUAAUGGCCAGAUCCAAGAUACAAGCGAUGAGCUAUCAGAUGUGGAAGUCAGCCCGGUCGAACUGUCCGAUUUUGGCGAAGAUGAUGAGGAAGAAGGGGAUGAAGAGGAGGUAGCUGAAGAAGAAGGAGAAGGAGAGGGCGAGGGCGAAGGAGACGCAGAUGCAGACGCAGACGGAGACGCAGACGGAGACGGAGAAGACGGAGAAGAUGGAGAUUUGGAUGCGCUCGAAGCAUCCAUCGAAGGAGAUUCUGAAAUCAAAGAUGAAGGAGACGCUCACAAUGACCCUUCAAUGCCACAGAUGGCUAGAAAGCGAGGCCCUGGUAGGCCUCCCAAGAACGGUAUCAUGUCAAAGAGGGAACAACGCUUGCUUAAGAAGCAGCAGCAAGAGAUGGCCAAGAAGACAUUACCUCAAGCGCCACCAGUUGAACCGCCCCUCAAGCGCAAGGUCGGCCGGCCUAGGAAACACCCACUACCCGAAGACGGAACUGACCGCCCAGAGAAGCGCAAGUAUAAGCCGCGGAAACCCAAGAAUGAAGAUGGUGUCGAAGGCUCUGAUGCGGAGCGACGAGCGAGAGAGAAGAAGGAGAAGAAGUCACGGCCCAAGUCACCUCCUCUGGAGCUCAAGAUUGAGGAUUAUACAGAAGAGCAACUUCAGAAGCCAAACAAGAACUACGGAGUUCUUAUUGACGAAACAUUGACGGCAGCAGGUCCUGACGGUCUCACAUUGAAGCAAAUUUACAAGAGGAUUUGCCAAAGAUACCCGUGGUUCUAUUUCCACACCGAGACCAAGGGAUGGGAAAGUAGCGUUCGCCAUAAUCUGAUUGGGAACGAAGCGUUUAAGAAAGAUGAGACGACAAAUCUGUGGUCCCGAGUGCCUGGCGUGGAGUUGGAUGCUGGCAAGAAGCGAAAGGCAGCCUCUCCUGACCGAGGAUUGGUGGCUGCACAGGCAUAUGGGCACUACUCUUACCCAUAUGCUGCACAGCAUAUGGCUCCCGGCGCGCAUCAUGGUUACCCUCCUAGCCAGACACCUGCUCCUGGAUACCAAGCGCCUGCAUAUGCUGGACAACCGGCUCAUGCGGCGCGCCCUGUGCAGUACGGUGCCUCUCAAUCACCUCCUAUACACCAACCUGUCCAGCCUGCACAGCCGGUACCAGUGCAACCGGUCCAACCGGUCCAACAAAUCGUAGGUGCGCCACCUCCGGCCCCUAUUCAGCUGUCAGGAUACGGCCCUCCUGCAGCCCCAGCUCGCCCUCAGCUUGGCGUGGCUCAGCCAGGAGCCUACAGCUCGCCUUAUGCCUCACGGCCGCCUCCCUUGACAACCCCACCUGUAAAGGCCGAGGAUGCCGGUGCCAGUGUACCAUCUGCUGCUGUGCCUGGCCAGCGACCUAUUUCGGCCGCCUCCGCAGAGUCGAAGCCAGUCAUUGCGUCGACAUCGCAUCAGGCGGCCACCCAAGCUGGAACCGGCCACCCAACCACAGCUCGGCCGUCAGCAACGCCUGCUAGGCCCAUUAUCGAACCUCGACUUCUCACUGCGGUUGUGGGCCUCAAGAAUGGCCUGGUAGAAAAUCUCAAGAAGGCUGGCAACCCCAAAGCCGAGGCUAUCGUCAUGUCAGCUCUGAACCGGUGCAUCGGGCUCAAGAAGGAAGCCACUGAAAAUGAUAAGAUGGAAACAAUCUGCAUCAAGGGUAUUCGUCAAGUCAUUGAUGGCUUCACCAAAGGCAAAAGCCCUACCCCUAGCGGCUCUACUCCGCUACCAACAGACACACCACCUGUUUUCGAGCCCAAGGUGCUAGCGGCUUUGAAUGGCCUCAAGGACGCCUCUGUCAAUGCGAUCAAGGCGGGCCUGGGCGCAGCCAAGGCUGAAGCUGUAACUCUAUCGGCUAUUGAUCGUGUUAUUGGCCUUGCAGAUGCAAGUAUAAUGCCCAAGGCUGCAGAGGGCGAGCCAGCCAGCAACUUUGAGGGUGUAGAGCAGCACCUUAUGAAGUCAAUCCGCCAGCUUCUACAGGGCAUGAAUCAGAAGCUACAAGGCGACUCAUAAGAGCAUUGGGAAAUCUGGGAGGAGUGAACAGUGAUGAUUAUAAUAAUACUAGAGGACCUAUAUGUUAUUUUGACGAAUGAACAUGACUUGACAAUUUUUACAAUGACUGCACUGUCUGUCGUAUGGAUAGUAGUGGGACUAGGACGCAAAAAGGAACUGUUGGAGGCGUUGCUGACCACUAGAUAAAAAAGACGGACAGGGGAACACAAGUUUUUUGUUGCUUUAUGAUAGCGUCUCUGUUUCCCAUCUCUGCCAUUCAGGGAACGAAUAUAAUAUUUGAUAGUUUGUAAAGACAUUUCCAUCUC
Messenger RNA from Trichoderma atroviride IMI 206040, 4040 nucleotides. Lineage: Eukaryota; Fungi; Ascomycota; Sordariomycetes; Hypocreales; Hypocreaceae. The record is from RefSeq and is a predicted model, not a curated record.